AUGAUUGAACUUGGAGCUUACUUGAAUUAUGUCGAUCUAGUUUCUUACGAUGAUAACCUCUCUAAUUCAUCUUACAAAACACUUUUUUUAAAUUCAGACUUCGGAAGUUCAUUGGUAAAGAAAUUCUUUUAUUUAGUCUUUUCUCUUAGUAUUCUAAUCACCGCCAUGUAUAUCGCAUUAUAUCGAGGGUCUUGGACAGAACAAAAGGGUCCUUUUGCUUGGUUUGAAAUGUUGCAGUUAAUUAUGUGGUUCUCUGCAUUUAUGGCAAACCUUUAUGACAUUUUCCAUGGUGCCGUUGGUCUUUGUCAACAAUACCGUUCUGCGUAUUCACUUGAACAAAUUCCAGAUGAACCAUUAAUAGUCUGUGACACCUACAUCGCUUCAAUAACUUUUAAAGCUGCUAGAUUUAUACGUAUUGAACAACCUGAUAAUGUUAAUGAAAAAGUUGUUAUUGAAAUUGAAAAAAAUGAUUUUGACAUUAAUUCGGACUUGGAAAUAAAUAAUGAUAAGGAAGUGAAUGGUGAUGAUAGUAAACGAAAUGAAUCUAUAUGUUGA
This is a messenger RNA of Dentiscutata erythropus, 555 nucleotides long. NCBI's taxonomy places the organism in Eukaryota, Fungi, Glomeromycota, Glomeromycetes, Diversisporales, Gigasporaceae. The record is from the annotation of a GenBank genome assembly.